Messenger RNA from Trifolium pratense (red clover), 2254 nucleotides. RefSeq names its product heat shock factor protein HSF8. The coding region runs from base 248 to 1759 and encodes 503 amino acids. Gene Ontology annotation, cellular component: nucleus. The transcript is spliced from 3 exons. Gene Ontology annotation, molecular function: RNA polymerase II cis-regulatory region sequence-specific DNA binding; DNA-binding transcription factor activity. NCBI's taxonomy places the organism in Eukaryota, Viridiplantae, Streptophyta, Magnoliopsida, Fabales, Fabaceae. The record is from RefSeq and is a predicted model, not a curated record. Gene Ontology annotation, biological process: regulation of transcription by RNA polymerase II.
AAUAAAGGGUAGUGUCCAUAACUGUCCAUAACCCCUCCCCCACUCCACUCACAUUAAAUUAAAUCCAUCAUAUCUCAUGUCCCCUCUUCUCCCAUCUCUUCCAUUUUCUUUCUCUUCACACCAAUCUAUAAAAAUUAAAUAAUAAUCCCCAAUUUCAUUUUUCAACAUUAAAAAAAUCUUUUAGGGUUUUCAAUUUCUCAACAACACUCUCUCUUCAAUAUCAUUUCAAAAAUCAAAAUUCUCCAACAUGGAUGGAGCUAGCGGUGUCAGUGGCGGCGGAGAAGUUUCAGCCCAAUUACCGGCGCCGACACCGAUGCAAAACUCAAACGCGCCGCCACCGUUUUUGAGCAAAACGUAUGAUAUGGUUGAUGAUUCUUCUACGGAUGCGAUAGUUUCUUGGAGCGCAACGAACAAUAGUUUCGUUGUUUGGGACCCACCGGAAUUCGCUAGGGACCUUUUGCCGAAGUAUUUCAAGCAUAAUAACUUCUCAAGCUUCGUUAGACAGUUGAAUACUUAUGGUUUCAGGAAGGUCGACCCAGAUCGCUGGGAAUUUGCAAAUGAGGGCUUUUUGAGGGGUCAAAAGCACUUACUUAAGAGUAUAACUCGACGAAAGCCUGCUCAUGGUCCUAAUAAUCAACAGGCUCAGCAACCUCAUGGACAGAGUUCAUCAGUAGGGGCAUGUGUAGAAGUCGGGAAAUUUGGGCUUGAGGAAGAGGUUGAGAGGCUUAAAAGAGACAAGAAUGUUCUGAUGCAAGAGCUUGUGAGGUUGAGACAGCAGCAGCAAACCACUGAUGGCCAGCUACAAACAAUGGUUCAGCGCCUUCAGGGAAUGGAGCAACGACAACAGCAAAUGAUGUCAUUCCUUGCCAAAGCUGUCCAGAGCCCUGGAUUCUUUGCUCAGUUUGUGCAACAGCAAAAUGACAGCAAUAGGCGCAUAACUGAAGUCAAUAAAAAGCGGCGGCUCAAGCAGGAUGGUAUUGCCGAAACAACAGAGCGAGCUUCCCCUCCUGAUGGACAAAUUGUUAAGUAUCAACCUCUGAUGAAUGAAACAGCAAAAGCAAUGCUAAGGAAGAUCAUGAAAUGGGAUACUCCUCGUGUAGAAUCUUUUAGUAAAAACCCUGAUAAUUACUUGAUUGGAGACGGUACAUCACCGUCAAGUGCAAUGGACAGUAGUAGCUCAUCUAGCUGGAAUUCCGGAGUAACUCUUCAAGAGGUUCCUCCAUCUUCAGUGCAGUCUUCUCAAUUUCCAGCUGCAACGGGGACUCAAGGACACAUACCCUCGGCAGAAAAUCCUGAAAUUCUAUCUGUACCUCAAGCUGCAGCUGCAUCGGAAAAUGUUAUGAAAGAUGGAGCACGUGCAGCACCAACUAUUCCGACUUCUCAAGCUGAUGUUAUCAUGCCUGAUAUACGUUCAAUACCAGAGAUUGUGCCAAGAAGUAUUCUUGAUAUUCCUGAAGACAAUUAUAUGGCUCCUGGGACAGAUGAUGGAUUUAUGGAUCCGACAUCACUUGAGUCAUUUUCCCUUGAUUUUGAAGAUCUUUCACCCGGCGCAGACAUUGAUGAUUUGUUAAACAAUCCUAUUUGGGAUGAUUUUUUGCAAACUUCAGCUCCAGAGGAUCUUGAGACUAAUGUUGACAAAAUAUCCAGAGGGAAUGAGGUGCAACCAACAGAAAAUGGAUGGGACAAUAACAAUACUCAACACCUGGAUCAACUAACAGAACAGAUGGGUCUUCUUUCUUCUGAUGUCAAAAGAAUUUAACCGUCUAUGAACUUUGUAUUAAUCUUUCAUACUGUCCAAGGAAAUCUUUGGAGUUGAACAUAUGUGAAAUAUAUAGAUAGUGCAGUUUUGUCCCCAACUUGAUGUUUCCUUGGUGAGGAGGGAAAUGGGAAAAAGAGAAGAUAUUUGUAAUGGUUACUCAUAGGCGUCUGAGAAGUGCACAUUGGUUCUUGCUUUGAAGAUUUACUUUAUGAACGGGGACAGGAACAAUGGAUGGCAGUGACUCUUGUUCAAACAUUACUCGCCGUUUAGCUACCAGCUGUUUGUUCUUAUGUAACUGAUUUUAUCCUUGGGCUAUGUUUCAAUGUGAUAAAAAAGAAUGAAAUAGAAUUGAAUGACAUUAGUUAUCAUUGAUUAAAAUAGAAUAGAUGGAAUGGAACCUAGUGAUGAUUAUUUCACCCCCACCAUUACUUCUAUUUUUUUUGAAAAAUGAAAACUAAUUUGAUGGUAUGAAAUGGAACCAAAUUAUUGUUGUGA